Molecule: messenger RNA, 627 nt
Organism: Mesitornis unicolor (brown roatelo)
Lineage: Eukaryota; Metazoa; Chordata; Aves; Mesitornithiformes; Mesitornithidae
Gene: ARFGAP1
Product: ADP-ribosylation factor GTPase activating protein 1
Exons: 6
Biological process (GO): regulation of endocytosis; regulation of ARF protein signal transduction
Cellular component (GO): Golgi membrane
Molecular function (GO): GTPase activator activity
Source: RefSeq, a predicted model, not a curated record
AUGGCGAGUCCAAGAACAAGGAAAGUUCUCAAGGAAGUCAGAGCACAAGAUGAGAACAAUGUCUGUUUUGAAUGUGGUGCAUUCAACCCCCAGUGGGUGAGUGUGACUUACGGAAUUUGGAUCUGUCUGGAGUGCUCAGGAAAACACCGAGGCUUGGGAGUUCACCUCAGUUUUGUACGUUCUGUAACGAUGGACAAAUGGAAGGAUAUUGAGCUGGAGAAAAUGAAGGCUGGAGGUAAUAGCAAAUUUCGAGAGUUCUUGGAGUCUCAAGAUGACUAUGAUCCCUGCUGGUCAAUGCAAGAGAAGUACAACAGCAAAGCUGCAGCUCUUUUUAGAGAUCAGGUAGCUACAGUAGCUGAAGGCAAGGAGUGGUCUAUUGAAACCUCUCCUGCCAGGAACUGGACCCCACCUCAGCCUAAAACGUCUCUCUCUUCCACUCAUCGUUCUGCUGGACCGUCACAGGCUGCAACUGCCUCUUCUGACAAGGCUUUUGAAGACUGGUUAAAUGAUGAUGUCAACUCCUACCAAGGUGGCCAAGAGAAUCGCUAUGUGGGGUUUGGAAACACAGUAAACCCUCCAAAAAAAGAGGAUGACUUCCUGAAUAAUGCUAUGUCUUCAUUGUACUCG